Molecule: messenger RNA, 3796 nt
Organism: Macrobrachium nipponense
Lineage: Eukaryota; Metazoa; Arthropoda; Malacostraca; Decapoda; Palaemonidae
Exons: 10
Coding region: 1-1728 (575 amino acids)
Biological process (GO): JNK cascade; positive regulation of canonical NF-kappaB signal transduction; immune response
Molecular function (GO): MAP kinase kinase kinase activity; magnesium ion binding
Source: RefSeq, a predicted model, not a curated record
AUGUCUAGACAGUGCUGGGACCAUAAUCAUGCUCGUAGGCCUCGUAUGGAAGAGGUUGUAGAAAAAGUCUCAAUUAUCUGUAGAUUUCUAAAAGGUGCUGAUGAACCCAUCAACAACCCACCAUCAGACGACUCAAUGACUGACUCCUUCAGGUCACCUGGUAUUGGUUCUAGUGAAUGCCACACAAGCCGGGAUGUUAGCAACUUAUCAACUUUACCUAAUGAGGUAAUACCCCCAGCAUGGGGAAGCUGUGGUAGUGAAAGAGCAUACCCUGUUGCUGAGACUGGUAGCAAUUCACCUCAACGACCUCCACCUGCUAUCAGCCCCAAUGUUUCAGGGACAGUUGUUGUUGGAGGGGAGAAUCUUCCCUCACCGUAUAGCUCAGGCCAUAGUGAGGAAAUGGAACCAUUAGUUAUAAUGAUUCCCAAUACAGAGCCUCCUAACAGAACAGACAUAACUGUAGCACCUUCACCACUGAAACCUGGGCGAUCUUUUUCCAUCAUUCAGCCUCCUAUUGGAACUGCUGGGGCAAUCAGCCCACCACCUGUUACAAUGCGGCUUACUCCAUGUGACCCUCAGGCAAGCAUACGAAGGAGAUCAGCUGAAGUUUCUCCUCAGGCUACGUCAUACAGAGAAGGCAGCCAUCAUGGAACAGAAGGAGGGAAGGAGGAGCAUUACAUCGCUAACUUAGAGAGCAUGAUGUUGACAGAAGCAAGCCACAGAAGAUCUUCCUCCAAUGGCUCUCUGGGGAAUAAAGUGGAUGCUGGAGAAGGAGGGUUCUUGGGGUACAAGGAAGGGGGAGCUCCCACUACUGAAUAUCAGAUCCCAAAUUACGAGAUGGACCCCAACAUGAGGGCUCCAGGUGGAAGCUUGGGCGGGGUUGAGAACGCCCUCAAGUACCGAGAUUUUCCCACCCUCACGACACUCAUCACGCCUACGAACUCUGUAUCUUCCUCUCUCGCACCCACACACCCAGCACCUUCAUCACACACAUCCACACACCCACUAUCUUCUUUGCAUAGGACCACACACCCAGCACUUCCGUUACUUACAAACACUCAUCCAUCCUAUACCCCGACCAUACACCCUCCGCUUCCUUCCCCAUCCCUGGGGUCCUAUCAGACGCCAAUACCAACCCCUAUUUUCACACCCAUUCCACGCUCAUCCCCCUCCUCGGCGCCCAUAGCCACGUCAAGUUCCAUGUCCUGGUUAAGGCCACCCUACCUUUUCGUCAGGUCGAAGAGUGAUGGCAGAGGUCACAUUGGUGAAGGAGGAGGUGGAGGGGGAGGUGGGUUAUGUACUGAAGGUGGAGUUGCAGAUGACAAAGAACUUGGUGCCUACUGGGAGUUGCUAGACAGCGAGUUACGGCCCAUCGAGCCUGUGCUUUCUUGUCCAGAAUCUCUCAGCAUCUUCUCUGAACACAAGGAGAUGGCCAAGAAGUACCUCAUUUUGCAGCAAGAAAUAUUCAACUUGCAACAUAAAAAGGGUGUUCUGGAAGAGAAGUUAUCUCAGGCUGAGAAACUCGAACAUUUGGGUAAUCAGAGGUAUCAAGAUAAGAUCAGAGAACUUGAAAACAAAAGGGAAAAUUUGCGGCGUACUCGCAGCAAACUUCGACAGCAACUUGAACAGAUCUGCAUGAGGCAAGAAGAGCAACAGCAGAGGCAGAACCAUCAGGAGGAUGUCACUGGUGAUGGUAUAAGUCACAAUCAUCCUCUUUCACCACCAUGAGUCUGAUCAGGAGUCUGACAUACUCUUGCCCCAUCCCCAUUGGCAUUCUCAGGCUAUGAACGUUUGAGUGUUCCUCGUGCUUUGCAAGGAGAUUGCUGUAGAUAUCAGAAAUUCAAACACAGUAAUUUUGGACACCAUCAAUGUAUAGACUUGAAGGACUUGAUGCCAAGCGUGAUAAAGCCUAAUUUCAAUAGAAAACCAUCUGAUUGAUAAAUUUCAUGAUAUUUUUUGUCAGAUUUUUUAGCAUACAUUUUGUGAAAAAAUGAGCAAGUUCGAUUUUUGGUAGUGACUGAGGUAUUACUGGCUAAAUACAAAAAAACCAUUCCAAGUAAACUGCAUUUGAAACCUGGAGUGAAUUUUUUGGCAGUAGUAAAGGUCCCUUUUGUUGAACAAUAUCCUACUUCAGUUAUAUGUUGAGACAAUGCAGGCUUUUUAGCAGCUAGAGUGAGAUGAUCUACUUUGGGAUUCAGGUUUAUGUACAAAAUUGUUCAGUGAAUAAUAAUGUCUGUACAGAAUUUUCAAAGUUUUACUGAUGUCAUGGUACUAAUUUGGGAAAUUACUUGCAAAAUUUAAUUUGGAUCCUUUAUUUUGGAGUAUAAUUUAUAAUCUUCAUAUAAUUUUAUUUAAAAAAAACGUCUUAAUUUUCACUGGAGUUAUCCAAUUUAUUUGGUUUUAAAAUGAUUGUCGUCCAAAUGUAAUGAACUUUAACGGACAUCCUUCCAAAAUCAGAUGUUUCUGUUGGAUGUUAUUAUACAGCAACAGUUGGACAGACUUGUCUUUACUGAAAGUAUCUUUGAGUAUUCAUUAUUGUAUAAUUAUGAGACAUUUUCAUAUUCACUUUAUCCGUGGUGUACUUGUCCGCAAAUAAUUUUACAUUUAGAUUUUGUUGAAUUAUGAAAGAUAUCUUUCCAGUUUCUGUAGAUUGUACCAUACCACUUUGCAUUUAUCAAUUUUAUAAACUUUUGUAGACUUCAGUAUUCAUUCUUAUGUUGGAUGUGAUUGCAUAAUUUCAAAUACUUUACAUCUGAGUACUGUAUUUAUAUUUACUGUUGAUGUAACUUAUUUUUAAAUAUUUACUUUUGCCAACUUUUUAAGUAGACUGAAUAUCAUGUAUUAUGGGUCAACAUUAUUUUUAUCACUUUCACUCUUUGAAGUUAUAGAGUGAUAUAAUUCUUUUAAAAUUUACCAACUGGGUUAGUCUUUUGAAUAUAUUAUUGUUGGUCUAAAUCAUCAGAGAACUAAAAUACUGAUGUCCUAUUUAAAAGUAUUGUAGUCAUAUGUAUUCAAUGGUCAGCGGAGUAUUGAAACAAAUGAAUCUCUUGGGUUUAUUUGACACUGUCUUUGUUUCUAUAACAAGAUUUUUCCACCAAGAGAAUUUCUUGUAUUGGGUAUUGUAUAAUUAAAGACUUAGCUAGGCAGCAGUUAAUGAUUGUUCUGUGAUAUAAUUUGACAUAUAAAAAGACAUUUCUUUUUUAUGACUGAUAAAAUAGCAGUCAUUUAUCUUUGUAAGUCAGAGAAAUAUUAAGAAGCUAGUCAUAUUCAAGUGUAUUUCUGUGCAUUGGUGCAUUUUUUACAGUUCUGAAUUACUAUAUGGUGGAAAAAAAGUUCUAGAGGGUCAGUACUGUCAGUCAGAAUGAGGUAUUUUCAGAUUCAGUCUGUUAUGAUAAAUUUUGUUAUCCUAUUUGUGAUUAUACUGAAACUUUAUGGUAAGUUGCUUAUAAACUAUUAUGGUAAGUUGCUUAUGGGUUAUCGUUUUAUACAGACAUUUUCAUAAUUUUAUAACAGAUUUAGCUCUCAACAGUUGUCUUUUUUCAUCAUGAAAGUGCCUCCUGCAGUGAUUAAUGUGCAUGUGUAUGAAUGUGCCUUGAAUGAGUUUAUGUCAUAUGGCAGUAGGUAUUUUAGACAUUUUAUAACAAAGUUUGAUUAUUCUGAAGUUUCUUGACAAAGAUCAAUGACUGAUCAAUGAUUGGUUUAAUAAUGUAAAUGGCAGCUUUAUAAUUGUAUGUAAUAUAUGUAAAUAUUGAUUAUGAAUUUUAUAUGUUUAAUGAAGAAAACUUAGUAAUAUUGA